Messenger RNA from Zalophus californianus (California sea lion), 933 nucleotides. Its product is annotated as 60S ribosomal protein L38-like. Gene Ontology annotation, biological process: protein-RNA complex assembly; translation. Gene Ontology annotation, cellular component: cytosolic large ribosomal subunit; ribosome. Lineage: Eukaryota; Metazoa; Chordata; Mammalia; Carnivora; Otariidae. The transcript is spliced from 5 exons. The record is from RefSeq and is a predicted model, not a curated record. Bases 636 to 890 code for a protein of 84 amino acids. Gene Ontology annotation, molecular function: structural constituent of ribosome.
GUGAGAAAAACACCAGAGGUAGGGACCAAAAGGAGUCCCCAGCCUCCGGAUGGACCAGCUGCCUGGACGAUCCCCUGUGGAGCCAGACCAGAGAGCAAGGUCUUCGGGUUCCAGACUUGCCACCACAUCACUCUAAGCUCCACGAGGAAAAGGAAUACGUCUGUUACACGUCAUCUCAUCACCGGCAUGGGACACGGUGCCAAGCGCAUGGCAGCAUCUGGCUCUGGACUGAGCAUUUGGGAGACGCUCAACAGUUUGAUAUCUGUGGUUUGAAAGAAUCUGAGCCUCUGGGCUUCAAAUGUAGCUAUCAGAUUUCUGAUCUGACUUCCGGAAUAAUUUUUCAUGACGGUUGUGAAGUUUGGCGGAAAUUUGCCAAGAAAAGGCUUUGGAAUUGUUUUCUUAAGAGUUUCUUAGGAAUGGGAUCCUUUCUCCACCCAUCUCCUUGGAGCCAGAAGCCCAGAAGGAGGUUGGAAGCCAGGAGAAUCAGAUGGUCAUUUGUCAGCAAAGGAGUUGAGACAGCCCCCCUCCCCAUCCAGGCUGCCUGAGCCCCUUUCAAGACCUCCAAGUAGGGCUCAUGUGGUCCUCAGGAAACAAAAGGGCUGAUAUGGAGGCAUGAUGAAUUCCACACACUAUUGAUGCAGCUGCCCCUUUCCUGGGGGGUCAAUCCGUAUAAGGCCAUGCCUCGCAAAAUCGAGGAAAUCAAGGAGUUUUUGCUCAUGGCCAGGCGAAAGGACGCCAAAUCCGUCAAGAUCAAGAAAAAUAAGGAUAAUGUGAAGUUUAAAGUUCGGUGCAGCAGAUACCUUUACACCUUGGUCAUCACGGACAAGGAGAAGGCAGAGAAACUGAAGCAGUCCUUGCCCCCAGGUUUGGCAGUGAAGGAGCUGAAGUGAACCUGGCCCACUGAUUUGAACUGUAUUAAAGUUUUAAAAAUUC